UUCGAAGGCGUUGGAUAUUUGAUAUUUCGUAUUUGCUCUCCACUUCCAGUCUUCCUCAUCCUCCUUGGUCCUUAAACUUGACAUUAUAGCUUUUUCGUUUUUGUUUAUGUUUUUGGUAAUUUGAUAUCUUCAUUUUCUAACUCCAGUUGAGAACGUAGAAAAGAAGUAUUAGAAUACUGCAGGAAAAAGAUUAAAGGUACAUCCAUUUGGAUUCGGAAGCUGUAACCAGCUAUGGGUUUGCUCACUAUAAACUGUGGGAAGUUAGUUGGGUACUAUGGUGCCAAAGAGCUUUCACCCCUAAAAUGUAUCAGUGGUACUAAAUUUAGUGUAAGGGCCUUUGCUAGUCGUAAAUCAAUGAAAAAAUUGAGAAGAGAGGCACAACUGCGUAAAAGUGUCACCUUGCGAACUAAAGAGACUUUGCCAGAUGACAGCAGUGUCCCAGCAGACACGUCUCCCUCAAAGGAUGAUAAUGUUAAUGAUGGAAACAGUCUGUAUUCUUUUGAUAAUUCAGCUCCACAGAAUUCAAUUUCCAUGCCUUCCAGGAGUAAUGUGCUUCAAGCCUGCACCAUCACUUCUGGGUUGAUAGCUGCUUUAGGUUUAAUAAUUAGACAGGUAUCUCAUGCUGGGUCGAUGGAAGGAUUGCCCAUUCUUGACUGCUCCAUGGAAGUAUCAUUUGGUUUUCAGAUGUGGCAUCUUGAGCUGAUCACUGCAUUGGUUAUCCUAAUUUCAUCAUUUCGUUAUGUACUAUUGAAGACAUUGCCUAAUUUUGCUGAGUCAAGUGAAGCAGCCAAUCAGCAGGUUCUUUCUUCACUACAACCUUAUGAUUACUUAGUUGUUGCCUUUUUGCCUGGGAUGAGUGAGGAACUACUUUUUCGUGGUGCACUGCUCCCAAUUUUUGGAUUUGACUGGAAGAGUGUCAUAGUUGUUGCCACUCUUUUUGGCGUUCUACACUUGGGCAAUGGGAGAAAGUAUUCCUUUGCAGUGUGGGCAACCUUUGUUGGGAUUGUGUAUGGUUAUGCAACAAUCAUAUCCUCAAGCCUUAUCGUGCCCAUGGCUUCUCAUGCAUUGAACAACCUAGUUGGAGGGGUUUUCUGGCGCUACACAUCAAAGUCUGUAGAGUGAGAAUGAGAUGCCAUUUGGGCUUUAGUGCGAGUGAUUGCCAGACUAGAAAUUUCUUAGAUUUAAAGCCGUGAUUACUGUCACGAAUGUGUGGCAUUCAUGAUGUAAUUACCCUCACUUGUAUAUAAUUGACCUAUGAAAAACAAGAAACAGAAACAUGUCAAGUGUUUGUAAAGAGUAAUUUUUUCGUCAGUGCACUGCUUCCUUGGAUGCAAGCUGAAUAUCGUUCCCUAAUGUAAACAAGGUGUACAGUUGCUCUUAAUCCCUCAAAACCGCACUAAAAUCCUAUAGUGUCUUUAAAGCCCACCGUUUUACACGCGGUGAAGUCAAUAUGACAGGGUCUCCCACCUUUCUGUUGAAACAGAGUAAAUGUGGAAAAAGGAGAAAGGAAAGAGAAAGAAACUGAAAUGGGAAGAUCCCGCGUCACAGACGAGUUUGAUACGUGUGGAGAAUCAAAGUCUUCUUCGAUUUCACUGACCACCCUUUGACCCAAAGCCCCUGAUUUAAAUCCACUCGCCUUUGAAUGUCUCUCAUCCUCCUUCUAGUCAAUCAAUUAAUCCACAAAGAUUUCCAUACACUUCCCAGUUACUCUUCCAUCAUGUCAUCUUAUUAUAAGGGCCAGCCUCUGCCAAAAUUUGGUGAAUGGGAUGUAAAUGAUCCAGCCUCAGCUGAAGGAUUCACUGCCAUAUUUAACAUAGCUAGAGAUGAGAAGAGAACUGGUGGGAAUGUUACGGUCUUAACCACCGACGGUGUCAAAUCACAGCACAAAAAUGGUGCACAUAAGGAGAGAAACAGACGUAAAUAUUCCAUUAAGAGAAAAUGGUUUUGCUUAGCUUGAAAUCACUUCAACUUUUUGAGACAGAAAGCACUUGCUGCUGAAGCCAUUAGAAUUUUUUAUGGUUGCUGAUCCUGUUUUGUUUUUGGUUUGCCUUGUAAUUAAUUUUCUACAAUUUUUUCAGUGCCCAGUGUUUCCAUGUUUUUCAUGGAAUUUUUCUAUGCACUUUAAAUGAGAGUGUAGGCUAUAAACUAUGUUUUCUCCAUGUGAAAGGAGGCGAUGGUAAAGCUACAAUUUUUCACGUUUUCAUUUGGGAUGCCUUCCUUGUCUGUUAGUACUUAUUUCAUUGCAACAAUUACAACAAAAAGAGCAGCAGUGUACAAGUUUUGACAGUGGAACACCAAAAUAAAUCCAUCAGCUAUAUUUAGUUCCA
Molecule: messenger RNA, 2327 nt
Organism: Theobroma cacao (cacao)
Lineage: Eukaryota; Viridiplantae; Streptophyta; Magnoliopsida; Malvales; Malvaceae
Product: CAAX amino terminal protease family protein
Biological process (GO): CAAX-box protein processing
Cellular component (GO): membrane
Molecular function (GO): metalloendopeptidase activity
Source: RefSeq, a predicted model, not a curated record